GUUGGUCAACAGUUGCUGAAGGGACAAGUGAUAAGGAUUGUCUGUGCAACAGUUGGAAUCUGCUUUUUGAAACUUUAAGUGGCAAAAAUUUGUCUAAAAUAUUUUAAUUGCAGAGAUUAUAUUAAACUGAUCAUUUUAGUGAUACAUUUGUAGGCUUCUUGAAACCAGUCACUAGGACAGGCAAUUUUUAAAACAAAACUGUGGAUUUGCAGUUCAUCAUGAUUUUCUCUUUUACAGAGAUUGCUCAGAAUAUUGUCAUCACAGAUCUAAUCCAGUGCACAAAUGAGAUGAAUGUGAAUAUUCCACAGCUGGCAGACACACUUUUUGAGAGGACUGCGAACAGCAGUUGGGUCGUAGUGUUUAAAGCUCUAAUUACAACACACCACCUCAUGAUGUAUGGAAAUGAGCGUUUUAUCCAGUAUCUUGCAUCCCGAAAUACGUUGUUCAAUCUAAACAACUACCUGGACAAAAGUGCCAUGCAGGGCUAUGAUAUGUCUACCUUCAUUAGGCGAUACAGCAAAUACUUGAAUGAAAAAGCACUUUCUUACAGACUUGUAGCAGUUGAUUUCACCAAAAUGAAAAGAGGGAUAGAUGGAGUGAUGAGAACUAUGAAUACUGAAAAGCUUCUGAAAACCCUUCCGAUUAUUCAGAACCAGCUUGAUGUGCUCCUUGAUUUUGAUGCAAAUCCAAAUGAAUUAACCAAUGGCGUAAUAAAUGCUGCCUUCAUGCUUCUCUUCAAAGAUUCCAUUAGGCUUUUUGCAGCCUAUAAUGAGGGGAUUAUUAACCUAUUAGAAAAGUAUUUUGAUAUGAAGAAGAAUCAAUGCAAAGAAGGUUUGGAUAUUUACAAAAAGUUUCUAGCCAGAAUGACCAAAUUGUCAGAAUUCCUCAAAGUAGCAGAGCAAGUUGGAAUUGAUCAGGGUGACAUUCCAGAUCUUACUCAGGCACCCAGCAGCUUGCUUGAAGCAUUGGAACAGCAUUUGGCUUCUCUAGAGGGGAAAAAAACUAAAGAAGUCUCAGCUGCCAGCAGAGCAAGCACCCUCUCCAGUGCUGUUUCUACACUUGCCAACACAGGAAUGUCAUUUAGCAAAAUGGAUGAGAGAGAGAAACAGCAAGCUUUGGAGGAAGAGCAAGCUAGACUGCAAGCACUUAAGGAGCAGCGGUUAAAAGAGAUUUCUGUGGUAUCAAAUUCCACUUCUACAUCAGCAUCUCCAAGCACCUUGUCAGGGAAAAGUGUGAAUACUACUACAGCUGUUGACCUCUUCGCAGCACCAGCACCUACAACUAGUAGCAUGCCUAACCUUUCCAGUGAUCUCUUUGAUCUUCAGCCUGCAUUUGUUCCAACUGUACAGAGUACUCCAGCUAUAGCAACAUCAGCAAGCAGUGCUUGGGGAGGUCCUUUCUCAUCUUCAAAUGGUUGUGUUGGUUCUCCACCCCAUCUGGACAUCUUUGACAUGAAGCCAGUUGAAGAAGCAGUAAAAUCUACUAUCCCUUUCGUCUCUUCCACCUUUACCUCCAAACAAACAGUGGAACAGUUUAGUGGAUUUCCUCUUCAUUCAGCUCCUCAGAGCACCUCCUCUUCCUUAAUUAAUGUGGAUUUUGAUGCUGUAUUUGGAGCAAAGUCAAUGGCACAUGAGUACAGAACCACAAGUGAGGAAGUAUUACAACCAACAGUACCAACUCAAUGUCAGAGAGCCAUUAUAAUCAAUCAACAGAGUGGGAAAAUUUUAGCAAAUGACCUUGAUUCAUCACUUGCUAACUUAGUAGGAAAUCUUGGCUUUGGAGGAACCCCAUCCAAAAAGUCAGACAUGCAGUGGAAUCAGCCUACUGAGAAGAAGCUUACUGGAGGAACAAACUGGCAGGCAAAAACAAGCACAUCAACUACCUGGAAUCCUGCUCCCGUUCCUCCUGCUUCACAUAUGAAUGGAGUACAUUAUCCUGGAUAUGUACCUGCUCCAAUGACCUACCCAGUGACUACACCUCAAGUGCCUGUGUAUGGAAUGGUACCUACUCAGAUUGGUGCUGCACCUUUAAUGGCACCCCAGCCAAUGAUUUUCACACAGCCAGGUCUGAGGCCAACGAAUCCCUUUGCACCUGUCCCUGGAACACAGAUACAGUUUAUGUAGAGUCGCCAAAGCAGCAAGAUGCAUAACGACCAAAUAUUGGUAAAAAGAAGAUUGAAAAUUCAGUGUUCUCACAGUGCAGUCUUCAACAGGGCAUCCACUUACUUUCUGUGUAAUAUAAAAUUACUUUGAAUCGCUGUGCUUUAGAAGAUUCUUGUUUAUAACUAUGGUAUGGAAUCAUGUUUGUGCAUUGGUUUAGACUAUGUAAGACUAGCUUCAGUAGAAAACCAAAAUUUUUGAAGCUAAAAGUCAGUUUGGAAAUGGAAAAAUCUGACUUACGGACCUAUCCCUUCUGAAAAGGGGCUUACUUAUAUAAUUGCUUUGCAACUUUAUUCAUCAGCAGAUGGCCUGUAGAAAGUUGGCUGAGGGUGUAAUAUUUCUAUUUAUUUUCUCCCUGAACUGUGUGGCUAUUGUAGUCAAGGCACAAAUCAAAUGAGAUUGAGCAAUAAAACUUUCAUGUGCUCUAAUAAAGUACUCUGAUAGAGUAAUGCUUGUAUUAUCAUAUAAAGCCAAUAUUGUGUGAAAUCAGACAGCUUUUUCAUAUUAGAAUAGCUUCUUAUAAUUCACAAAUUUUAUACUGUGAGUUUUAAAUGCUGUGAAUCAACUAACUAUAUAUAAAAACAAUUGAGGAAAGACUGAUCUGUUGGCAUUAUAACAGUGUGUUAUGCCACCUGAGAGAUUGGCAUAGGCUUGAGAUCUGUCUCCAAACAGAAGAUAUGAUGUUACAGGAUAGCAUGUGCAACUUCCAUACAGAUAGUAAUAGCUGCACUUCCUUAUGGUAUCUUUUUGUGCAGAUAGCAGCAUCAUUCUUAGCUCUAGCAGGAGUUGCCUUCACGUCACAGGAAAACAGCACAUCCAGCAGCAAAUUGAGGGAUUAGCAGGUCUUGUUGCUGGCCAUUAGAGGAGAAAUGUCCACAUUUGAAUAAUUCUGCAGUUCAAAAAGAUUUUUUUUCUUUCUUUUGACUGAGAAUUAUAUUUAUGGUGUUGUCCAAUCUUUGACUAACGUUUCCCACUUAACAAAUCCAGUCUUUACAAAUUACAAAAAAAAAUAUUUUUAAAUAUGUAAAUAUAUAUGUAAACUUCUAAGUAUGUUUCUUUAAUGCUGCAGUAUCUUUUUUAUUUUGUAGAAUUUUUCAAAAUAGAAAUACUGUACUGCUUAAGAAAUGUACAUACAUUUCUUUUAUAAUAGAAAUCUUGCAAACCAUUAUCUAACCUACGAAAAAAUAACUGCAGUUUAGCUACACAUAUGCAAAAGUUAUUUCAAAAAUUUAGGUUUUCACUUUCAUAUUUAUUAAUUAAAAUAUUAAAUAAAAAUACCAUAGAAUGUUGGCUAAAAAUUCAGCCUGAUCUUUCAUAUCUUCAAAUACCUGAAGAAUAAACAUGAUAGUAUGAAACAAGUUGGUAAUUUGACAUACAUACAACUGAACAUGUUUCCAGAACUUUAGUGGGAGAAUAGAAGAAAAGGGAAGUGUUAUUGUAUCAUUUAAAUCUCACUAUGGGAUAAUAUUAAACUGGCUCAUUAUGAAAAGGAAACAAGCAUCCUUGUCGUUUACGUCAGUAUAGUGGUGACUGUCUUGUCUUGGGGCUGUUAUGUUAGCAAUAAUAUCAUUAAGGUAGUAUACAGAUGCCAGUGUGUCAUUUAAUAAUAUUGCCAAAUUGUUCUAGAGCAAACAUUUGAAAUUCAGCACUUAAAUUCUAUAAUACCCUUUUCUCUAGGUAUCUUUUUUUGUUUAAUUUUGUGCCAAGAGUGUAAGGAAAAUAUACUUAUUUCAUAAAGGAAAUAUACCUUUUUGUCAAACAAAGUGAGAAUUUUUAAGUCCUUUUGACAUGUAUUUGAAAUUUGUAACCACUAAUUUUCUGUGAAAUUAAAUGUUGCGAAUGGAACGGAUGUAUUAAGCCGAAAUUCUGGACAUGUACUAGUAAAGAUAUAAACUGGACUACCAUACAGUGAUUAAAUAUUGAAAUUUGAAUGUAAAGGCUUUUGGCUUUAAUCCCCUCUUCCUGGGUUGACCAAAAAUGUUGUAAAUUAUUUUUAAGCCAGUGAAUUCUCCAGUGCCCAGGGUGGCUCUCCACAUACCGGGGAAACGUGCCCGGAACUUGGAAUGAGUUUUAUAAUAUAUGAGGGAUGAAUUCCACAGAGUUCACUCAGCAUUUAAAGAUCUUGCUUCCAAGAAAUUCUUCUGUCUUAACUCCAGUUUAGAUCAGUACAUAGACAAAUGUGGGUUUUUUAAAGUAAUUAGAGUAAUGUCAGUGCUCAUAGGUUGUGAAUAGGUAAUAUCUGGCACUGUAAAGUAAAUAUCAAUGCUUUUUUCCUGUAGCAGAUUAUUUUAUAGUCCUAUUGUUCAAUUCCAUUUUAAAUUAUAUCCUUUCUUAUGAUUCAUUUUAAAUUAUCCAAAUGAAUGGGCAGACGGCAUACAUUCAGUUGAACUUUAUAAAAACAAGGAGUCUUGGGGCACCUUAAAGUCUAACAGUUUUAUUUGGACUUAAGCUUUUGUGGGUAAAAGCCCACCCAACCCACAAAAGCUUAUGCCAAAAUAAAUGUUAGUUUUUAAGAUGCCCCAGGGUUCCUCGUUGUUUUUUCAGAUACAGACUAACACAACUAUCCAAGACUUUGAAGAGCUACGUUCUGAUUAGCUAGUAGGAACUUGUUCUGUACUUUGUGCAGUCAGAAAUAGGCUCAAAUACUUUUAAAAUUUGAUUGGCUAGAGAAAUUUUCAGUGACUUGGUUAGACAGUUUUCCUGUAUUCAGUCUGUUUGGUAUCAGUUUUAUUUAGUGUUUAAAAAUUGAAAACAGCGACAGUGUAAAUCUUAAACUUUUUAUAAACUACCUUCCCUUUAGUUUUAUAGAGCAUUUGUUGAUGCAUUAAUGGGGUUCAUAAAAUCUUGAUAUGGUUUUAUCUUUGAAGAAAUGGCAGUUUUAACAUAUUUCUGACUUCAUAGAAAUGUACAGAACAGCUUUUAGCAACUCCCUUGUGCAUGUAUUUGAAUAUAUAAAAUGCUGGAGUAUCAUUUUUAGCCCACAAUGUAUGGUUUCACAAAUUAAGAAUAAUGUAACUGCAAGGAAAGACACUGUCAAGAUUCUUAAGGUUCAAUAUUUGACCUGGAUGAUCUGAGACUUUGUUGUAUAGUAAAUUAUCCCCAUUACUGGGGAUGAUAGGACUUGGGGAUGUGGGAGGGGAGGGAAGAGUCUGCAACCACUGCAAAUAGUAACUGGUAGAAGAGCAAGAAAACAUUAUCCUUUCACCCCUUACUAACCCUGUGUUUAUACACCACGAUAAUUAAGUUUUUUGUUCUGAGUGCUCUUCAGCUCUUUCCUUUCUCUCAAUCAGUGAAAUCUAAGGAAGGCCGUGCACUUUCUCAUGUGUUCCAGUGGCCUUACAGCUGAGAUUUUAACACAACUGCAGUCCUUUUUGGUGAGGCAAGUUAAUAUCUCUUUCUGAUGGGGCACUCUACCAUCAAAUCUAUUGCAGGAGGUGGGAUGGAACAUGGUGGUAUUGAGUGUGUUGGACUUGGAAAGUGGCCAUUUUAAAUAGCUGUCCCUUUUUAACGUCCUUGUGUGUUUUAAUUUGCCUACAGGAAGUUCUCUACUUUAAAUUUAGAUUUCCAGCUAAAAUUAUGUAAUAGAGAAAUUUUAGUUCUGUGCACAUAGUGGUGGAAAAAAGUAGGGUAAAAAUUGUUAGCAUACUUUUGUAAAAUGUUUAAUAAUCUCUUGCUACAAGAUUGAUUACAGGACGU
Pelodiscus sinensis (Chinese soft-shelled turtle) is the source of this 5855-nucleotide messenger RNA. The record is from RefSeq and is a predicted model, not a curated record. Lineage: Eukaryota; Metazoa; Chordata; Testudines; Trionychidae.